Messenger RNA from Electrophorus electricus (electric eel), 1372 nucleotides. RefSeq names its product solute carrier family 10 member 2 (gene slc10a2). Gene Ontology annotation, biological process: bile acid and bile salt transport. Lineage: Eukaryota; Metazoa; Chordata; Actinopteri; Gymnotiformes; Gymnotidae. Gene Ontology annotation, cellular component: apical plasma membrane. The record is from RefSeq and is a predicted model, not a curated record. Gene Ontology annotation, molecular function: bile acid:sodium symporter activity.
UUGGUUUGUUAAAGCAGCUUCAGGAAAUUCCAUUGCUGAACUUUGAGCCUUGCCUGCUCAGCUCCAAGAGUCUUUAAACUUUAAGUCCAGGGGUGUUCACAUCAGUCAGGACGGAGUGACAAAAAGAAUCAACCUAAGACAACUGGAAACAUCAGGAUCCUUUCCAUCAGGACCGCAAUUGUUUUCUUCUCGAUAACCCCUUAAUUUUGGAGCCUUCUUUGAAUACUUUUUCUACCGCUACCCUUUGGCUGGUCUUGCCAUGGCUACUCCAGUGCCGACCUGCCACGUCAACGCGACUGUAUGCUCGGGCGCAUCGUGCCUUGUUCCCGACAGCGACUUCAACGCCAUCCUGAGCGUGGUUCUGAGCACUGUGCUCACCGUUAUGCUGGCCAUGGUCAUGUUCUCCAUGGGCUGCACCGUGGACGUGACCAAGUUGUGGGCACACAUCCGCAGGCCCUGGGGCAUCUUCAUCGGCUUCCUGUGCCAGUUUGGCAUCAUGCCUAUGGCCGCAUUCAUCCUCUCCCUAGCCUUCCAGGUAGAACCGGUGCAGGCCGUGGUGAUCUUGAUCAUGGGCUGCUGCCCUGGUGGUUCUAACUCCAAUAUCCUCGCCUACUGGUUGGACGGAGACAUGGAUCUCAGCAUCAGCAUGACGACAUGCUCGUCCAUCUUGGCAAUGGGGAUGAUGCCCCUUUGUCUACUCAUCUACACCUCUGUCUGGACCUCGGCUGACACCAUUCAAAUUCCCUAUGAUAGCAUAGGUAUUACACUGGUGUGCCUGAUUGUGCCUGUUACCGUGGGAAUCUACGUCAAACACCGGAGGCCCAAGGCAGCAAAGAAGAUCCUAAAGGUUGGAUCCAUCUUGGGUGUCAUUCUCAUUGUGGUCAUUGCUGUGGUUGGUGGAGUGCUAUACCAGUCCUCAUGGGAAAUCGCUCCUGCUCUGUGGAUCAUUGGCGCCAUCUACCCUCUAGUGGGAUAUGGCCUGGGCUUUCUCCUGGCUCGAUUUGUAGGACAGCCCUGGCACAGGUGUCGCACCAUAGCCUUGGAGACAGGCUUCCAGAAUUCUCAGCUAUGCAGCACCAUCGUUCAGCUGUCCUUCGCCCCUGAGGAGCUGGAGAUCAUGUUCUCGUUCCCCUUAAUCUACAGUAUUUUUCAGCUGCUCGUGGCCGUCAUGUCAGUGGGAGGCUACCAGAUAUACAAGAAGCACUGGAAGCAGAGCAAGCCUCUGGAGGACAGUGAGAAGGCUGCAGCUGACAGCAGCUCGGGGAAAGAGAAGCAGGAUUAUGCGUUGGGCAAUGGUGGACUUCAGUGCGAUGAAAAUGGCAAUACUGAAGGCAAGGGAAACAUCACUCAGUUGUGAGCUCCAUCUGAACUC